AUGUGGCCGUCGACACCAGCGGGUAACUGUGUUGAGGCUCGAUCAUCGAAAGCAAUCCGGGUCAGUUUCGCCUCACAUUGGAAAUCUGAGCUUUCUCAGCCUGGGGAACUAUGGCUUCGCAACAAUAGCUUUAGUCACGAAAUUCCCCAAGAACUCGGUCACUUGCAAAGACUGAAAAAGAUGUCGCUGCAAAAUAAUUCUAUUACCGGGCUGACGGGGGAAAUUCCUCCGGAUCUCGGUUGCUUGACUAUGCUAGCGGGUCUGUUUAUGAGCAAAAACAAUCUAACUGGAGGUUUGCCUUCUACUCUCGGGAAUCUGUCUUCUCUUACAAUUUUUAAUGCAGUUUUUAAUAAGAUUGGCGGUACCAUACCUGAUACUCUUGGUCGAUGGGAAAAAUUGGAAGCUCUCUUAUUGGGAGUGAACAAUUUGGUCGGUACCAUUCCUUUCUCAAUCUAUAAUAUCUCUUCUAUCACAAUCAAACUAAGUUACCUUAACUUGGCAGAAAAUGGAUUUAAAGGAAAAGUCCCUGCCUUGGAGAAGCUACUUGUUCUUUGGGACUUAGAAUUACACCAGAACAAUCUAGGAACAGGGGAAGUCGAUGACUUGAGCUUUCUUGACACUUUGACCAAUGCCUCUAGAUUGUCUGUUGCGUCUCUAGCCUACAACAACUUUGGAGGUGUCUUACCUGAAUCAAUCAGCAACUUCUCUUCUGAAUUCUUGAAUUUAAGCUUGCAUCAGAAUGAAUUAGUUGGGAGCAUUCCAUCCGGGAUAGCAAAUCCUAUCAAUUUGCAAGUUCUUGACUUAUCCAACAACCAAUUAAGUGGUAAAAUUCCUUCCAAUAUCGGGAAGCCCAUCAAUUUGCAGGUUCUUGACUUGUCCAACAACCAAUUAAGUGGUAAAAUUCCUUUUGAUAUCGGGAAGCUUCAAAACCUGCAGUAUUUGACGCUGGAAGAUAAUAAAUUCCACGGAGAGAUGCCAUCUUCGCUUGCAAAUUUACCGUUGUUAAUAUGGCUUGAUGCAUCUGGAAAUUAUCUUCAAGGCAACAUCCCAACAUACGUCGUGAAAUACCAAAGUUUGGAGACACUAAGUCUUGAUCACAAUUAUCUUAGUGGUAUCAUACCCAAAGAAGUUGGCAGUCUCUCGUCAUUGUUGCGGCUAAACCUAGCAUAUAACAAUUUGAGUGGUUCCCUUCCUCAGGAAAUUGGACUUCUUCAAAAUCUGGAAAUGCUUGAUGUUUCUAAGAACAUGUUGGUUGGUAAUAUUCCAAGUUCUUUGGGUAGUUGUGUAGAGUUGACGUCAUUGAACAUGGGUGGAAACAAAUUGUGGGGAAUCCUUCCUUCUACUUUAGCUUCUUUGAGAGGUAUGGAGGAGUUAGAUCUUUCUCACAACAACCUCUUAGGAACAAUCCCCAACUACUUGGAUGGCUUUGUCUUCUUACGAAAACUAAACCUAUCAUUCAAUGAUUUUGAGGGGGCAGUACCAGAAAAAGGUGUAUUCAAGAAUGCAACUAUCAUUGUCGUUAAAGGAAACAAGAAGCUCUGUGGAGGAAUACUUGAAUUGCAGCUGCAGAGAAACAAUUUUCCCCAGCUGUCAUACCAAAGUCUACUGAGAGCUACUAAUGGCUUCUCUCCAGCCAAUCUGAUCGGUGUGGGUAGUUUUGGUUCAGUAUAUAGAGGAAUUAUUAAUGAGGGUCGGAAAGUUGUCGCAGUUAAAGUACUAAACCUUCAACUUAGCAGUGCUUCCAAGAGUUUCCUUGCAGAGUGUAAGGCCUUGAAGAGCAUCAAACAUCGAAAUCUUCUAAAGGUACUCACAACAUGUUCAAGUGUCGAUUACCAGGGCAAUGAAUUCAAAGCUCUUGUGUAUGAGUUCAUGGUCAAUGGGAGCCUAGAGGAGUGGCUGCAUCCCAAUGAGAUCAAACAAGACGUGGACAGGCAAUCAAGGCAUUUACACAUGCUACAAAGGUUAAAUAUUGCAAUUGAUGUAGCAUGUGCACUUGAUUAUCUUCACCAUCAUUGCUCCAACCAAAUACUUCAUUGUGACUUGAAGGCAAGCAACAUCCUUCUAGAUGAUGAAAUGAUUGGGCAUAUAGGUGACUUUGGGUUAGCGAGAUUCCUUCGAGAAGCUACCCAUACCUCUUCUACAAAUCAGUCAAGUUCAAUUGGCAUAAGGGGUUCUAUUGGUUAUGCGGCUCCAGAGUAUGGAUUGGCAAAUGAGGUGUCAACAUGUGGUGAUUUAUAUAGUUAUGGCAUCCUCUUAUUGGAGAUGUUUACCAGGAAGAGACCAACCGACCGUAUGUUUAUUGAUAGUCUCACUCUACAUGACUUUGUUAAGAUGUCGCUUCCUGAAAAAAUAGUGGAAAUUGUUGAUCCAACAAUGCUUCAACAAAGAGAAAUGGGGGAGGCCGGUUCUAGUACCAACAACAAUAAGAGUCAGAGCUCUCUUAGCAGUUACAAAAUUCAGGAAUGCUUGAUUUCACUGCAUAAACUUGGAAUCGCCUGUUCUGAAGAACAUCCGGAUGAUCGACUCGACAUUAAGGAAGUUGUUCCUCAGUUACGUGAAAUCCGCAAAAACUCUGCUUCAUACCAGAGUUCAUUGAGGCAAAACCGCUGGUGUUGUUGA
Molecule: messenger RNA, 2619 nt
Organism: Rhododendron vialii
Lineage: Eukaryota; Viridiplantae; Streptophyta; Magnoliopsida; Ericales; Ericaceae
Product: receptor kinase-like protein Xa21
Exons: 5
Coding region: 1-2619 (872 amino acids)
Biological process (GO): protein phosphorylation
Molecular function (GO): protein binding; protein kinase activity; ATP binding
Source: RefSeq, a predicted model, not a curated record